Desarmillaria tabescens is the source of this 2155-nucleotide messenger RNA. Its product is annotated as glycosyltransferase family 8 protein. The transcript is spliced from 2 exons. Bases 128 to 1726 code for a protein of 532 amino acids. The record is from RefSeq and is a predicted model, not a curated record. Gene Ontology annotation, molecular function: glycosyltransferase activity. Lineage: Eukaryota; Fungi; Basidiomycota; Agaricomycetes; Agaricales; Physalacriaceae.
UUUUCCUCUCCAUGCGGUUGUAAAACCUAAUCAACUUUAUUAGCGCCAACAAUUCCCAAUGAGAACGAAUCAUCGAUAAGCACAACUCUAUAUAAUUCGGAACGCGAUCCUUAGAAUUAGUUGCAUCAUGACACCCGACUACCACUUCACCUCUACCCAAGAUUGGUUCUCAGGCCACAUCCCAGAAUGGCGGACAUUCUUCUGCCAUAUAGAGUCCCUACGUCCACGCGUGUUGGAAAUUGGGGCCUGGGAAGGCCGUUCAGCUGUCUUCCUUCUCACAGAGCUGUGCAAAGACGGUGGGGAGCUCGUCACCAUCGACCACUUUGAUCUAAUGCAAACGGCUGAUGGGCGAGCUCGACAUGAAAAGGUGCUAUACAACCUCCGCCUCACGGGCAAGAAUUUCCGUAUCCUAGACCAGUUCAGUGUCCCAGGGCUUAUGCAGCUCCUACGCGAGGAGGUGGCUGCCAUGGAGCCUGGGUUCGAUUGGAUCUACGUCGACGGCUCGCAUCGAGCAGAUGAUACCUUUUUGGACGGGGAACUGGUAUGGCGGUUGGCGAGGAAAGGGGCCGUGAUCGUGUUCGAUGAUUACGAGUGGGGGAAGGAGGCUAAAGAUAAUGUGGAGCAUCCGAAGAGAGGCAUCGACGGCUUUCUGCGACUUCAUGAUGGCGAAUACGAGCGUCUGUCAAAGCCCGGUGAUUACCAGAUGAUCAUUCGCAAGGUGAUGGAAAUGCGAAUUGGUUUUUUGCUGGAUGGCACGAGCAAUGGGAGAGCUCUCGAAGACGUCCUUGGAUAUGGCAUAAACCUUGCCAUCGUUGCUGAUUCCGAAUAUGCCAUGGCGGCGUCAGUUGCAAUACGAACUGCCGUGAAGAAUGUCGCUGGACGAUGCACUGUAUACAUCUAUGACUGUGGUCUGACGGAGGAGGAUAAGUCACGAAUCAGUUAUUCGAUCCCGACGGAGUCAAGGAUCACCCACGUUUUCAUUCCCCAACACAUUGACGACCUGUCUUUCAAAACAAGUCCUACGUGGGCGAAGCUCGAUCUCAUGAAACGGCUCCCCGUUGAGCGAGCUCUAUACCUCGACUCUGAUACACUCGUUCGUGGCCCUCUCCUUCCUUUAUGGAACACCGAUUUGCAGGGGAAGUCACUCGGAGCAGUGCUGGAUGUUGGUUUCCCCAAAGGGCACGAAACCAUCACUGUGAAAGAGGGCUAUUUUAAUGCUGGUGUCCUGCUACUCGACCUAGCCAAAAUCCGACUCCGUCUCCCCCAGAUGCCCCAGCUGACGCCGGAAACCGCAUUCAAAGACCAAGAUUACCUUAACCUUCACUUUGAGGGCGACUGGAUAACCUUUCCCCUGCGUUACAAUGCACAGGGAUUGGGUACGUAUGCCAAGAUUUCCACACCGGAGAGGAAUGCCGCGUUUGCUGCGGCAGACUUUGAAGAUCCGGUAAUUGUGCAUUUCACCGGGCCCGUGAGUCCCCCAAUGGCUAUCGUCCUGAAUCCAUGGGUUCAGCCGUAUACUGCCAAACCGUGGGGAUAUGCGGGAGCCCCGGGUCAUCCAUACGCUAAAGAGUGGUGGGAUACGUUGAAGGAGACAGCAUGGAAGGGAAUUCGAGAAAGUGAGGAUUUUCGGAGGCGUUUAGCGAGCGACGUGAUAAAAGUUCGAGAUGAGGGAGGGAAGGAAUUCGAAAGGUUGCUCGCUGCCAGUCAUCAAUUAGAUUCAAAGUAAAAGAAUUUCAAUAUACACGUUUUGCGCUUCACACUUAACGUUCCUUCGAACUUGGAACAGCAUCCUAUAGAGAAUUCCAUUUCUUGCGGGCCAUAUUUCCACAGGACUCUUCACAGGUCAAGCCUCUUUCAAGUUUCCUCGUUGAACACUUCCUUCCACUCAACUGUGAGUCAUUUCGGCAUUUCACGGUAAUCUCUAUCGUAUCUAUACCUCUCGGAAUGCAACUCUCAGUGUUCAGACCUGGACCCCAAACUGAGAAUUUCUCUCCAAAUUCGAUUGUUCGUCACAAGUCUUAAAUACUACCAAGGCACCGAAGGAAAUGGUCACCAUUACAGGGAAUCAGUAGAUAUAUAAGAUAUACCUUCCGAGGUUGAGCAUCGUGUUGUUUCAUGAGAAUAUCAACCGCCAUUCUUUCCAGGUCCUUUGGUG